This is a messenger RNA of Manihot esculenta (cassava), 2497 nucleotides long. RefSeq names its product putative ankyrin repeat protein RF_0381. NCBI's taxonomy places the organism in Eukaryota, Viridiplantae, Streptophyta, Magnoliopsida, Malpighiales, Euphorbiaceae. The record is from RefSeq and is a predicted model, not a curated record. The transcript is spliced from 4 exons. Gene Ontology annotation, molecular function: protein binding. Bases 78 to 2354 code for a protein of 758 amino acids.
AUCAUAAAAGCAUUUGGCUUCCAUCCUCGUCACUUCUGCUCUUCCCCCUUACCCUGCACGCCUGGCUCACAAACGAAAUGACAGUGUUUGGCAAUUCCAGCUCCGGAAAACAAGUCUUCCCUAUCGAUUACCAAGCCGUAGUUUCACAGCUUCUCGUCGACGCCUCGCAUCGUAACGACUUUAAGCUAGCAUGCGAGUGUCUCGCCGAUCCUUUUGUGGACGUGAAUUUCAUCGGAACAGUGAGCUUGAAGACGAAGAGGACAGAAGUUUUACUGCGUGAUGAGUUGCCACAUGAAGUUCGCGUUGAAUAUGAGGAGUUCAAGACCGAUGUCACUGCUCUGUUCCUCGCUGCUCAUGCCGGAAAUUUAACGCUUGUGAGGAAGUUACUGAGCGUUGGAGCCAAUGUGAAUCAGAAAUUGUUUCGGGGCUAUGCCACAAGUGCAGCAGUGAGGGAAGAGCAUUUGAAUAUAUUAGAGGUGCUAGUGAAAGCUGGCGCCUCUCAGGAGGCAUGCGAGGGGGCCUUAUUAGAGGCAAGCUACCUGGGGUUGGCCAGGCCUACAGUGCUGCUCAUGAGCUCUGACUUGAUACGCCCACAGGUUGCUGUUCGUGCACUCGUUUCUGCUUGCUGUAGAGGGUUUGUCAAUGUAGUAGACACGCUCAUUAAGUGUGGAGUGGACGCCAAUGCUAUUGAUAGAGUUCUGCUUCGAUCUUCCAAGCCAUCCCUCCAUGCCAAUGUUGAUUGUAAUGCGCUUGCUGCUGCCAUUGUCAGCCGACAGAUAUCAGUUGUUAGAUUGCUGUUGCAGGCUGGUGUCAGGUUGGACACCAAGGUGAGGCUGGGAGCCUGGUCUUGGGACAUGGAUACAGGUGAAGAAUUUCGAGUUGGUGCUGGGUUAGCUGAUGCUUAUUGGGUAACUUGGUGUGCUGUGGAGUAUUUUGAAGCAAGUGGAGCAAUAUUGCAGAUGCUUCUCAGACACCUCUCCGUUAACACCCUUCACUUUGGGAGGACUCUUAUCCACCAUGCCAUCCUAUGUGACAAUGCAAGAGCAGUAAAAGUGCUAAUAAACUGUGGUGCAAAUAAAGAACUUCCGGUUAAAACAACUUCAAAAAAUGAGUGGGCCCCUGUCCAUUUAGCUGCACGGCUUGGAUCAACCAAAGUUCUUGAGCAGCUGACUGCCGGUGGCUGCAAUCUCAACUCUAGAACAAAUUCUGGCGAAACUGCCUUAAUGAUAUGUGCUAGAUAUAAUCAAAAGGAAUGUCUAAAAAUCUUGGCCUCGGCUGGUGCUGAUUUUGGAUUGGUCAAUUCAGCCGGUGAAUCUGCUAGUUCAAUUGCGAGGUCAACCAAAUGGGCUCUUGGCUUCCAGCAAGCGGUGAUAGAUGUGAUUCAAGCUGGGAAGAGUGUCGUAUCAAGCAAUGUCUCAGCAUUUUCUCCCUUGAUGUUUGUGGUGCAAGCAAAUGAUAUUGAAACCUUGAAAGUGCUCAUUGAGAGGACAGAUAUCAAUCUUGAUGAACAGGAUGAUGACGGGUUCUCUGCUGCUAUGAUAGCUGCAGCCGGAGGUCAUAUCGAAGCUUUCAGGUUACUGGUUUAUGCAGGGGCCGACGUAAAGCUGCAGAACAAAUAUGGAGAAACGGCAAUCACCUUAUCAGAGUUAAGCCACCAUGGAGAAGUCAUCGAAAAGGUGAUGCUUGAUUAUGCACUUGAAGAGGGACAUAACUAUUCCGCCGGCGUUCAUGCUCUACAUCGUGCAGCACACCGGGGCGACAUAGAUUUGAUUCAUAUGCUAACAAGAAGAGGACUUGAUGUGAAUGCCUUUGAUUGUGAAGGAUACACCCCGCUAAUGUUAGCUGCAAUGGGAGGCCACAGUAGAGUGUGUGAGCUGUUAAUUUCAUGCGGAGCAAGUUGUGAUCUUGAGAAUACAAGAAAGGAAACAGCACUCUCGCUUGCCAGGAAGAAUGGCUACAGAACUGAAACAGAAAAUGUAAUACUGGAUGAACUUGCUAGACAACUUGUUCUGGAUGGGACUGAAGUCAAGAAGCAUACAAAAUGCGGCAAAGGAGCUCCACACUACAAAGCACUAAGGAUGGUAGGUGCUGUUGGAGUGUUGCGGUGGGGAAAGUCAAGCAAGAGAAAUGUGGUCUGCAGAGGUGCUGAAGUUGGUCCUAGCGCAAAGUUCCGGUGGAACCGCCGGAAGAAACUUGACGUUGAAGACCCUGGAAUGUUUCAUGUAAUCACUACAAAGAACAAGGAGGUGCAUUUUGCAUGUGAAGGUGGGGUUGAAAUGGCUGAGUUGUGGGUAAGGGGAAUCAAGCUUGUGACAAGGGAAGCUAUCUUUGGAAAGAACCAGAGUAAUUUGUGAAUGGUGAAUGAGAAGUUUGUGUCAUGGUCUACCCCAGCGUCCUUUGAAAAAUGAUAGCUGCUGUAAUUCUGUCAAAGGUCUAAAUUAUUUAUGAGCUACUUGGACAAGUUUAAUGGAAAACAAGCUCGAUUUCAAGUGGCUCA